AUGCGGCAGGAGUCGACCGAUACGGUCGACAAGGCAGUAUGCACGGAGGAGUCGGGUGCGGCGCGCCUGGAGGCGGUGCUAGUGGCCCUGGUGGAGCGGAAGGCGCGCGCGUUGCACGCGGAACAGGUGCGAAGACGCGCGCGCACCCACCCGCUGCUGCUGCUAUUUCGGGACCGCUUACCAGACGAGGAGACAACGUCUAUGGUCGACAGUCCUGCAGAUGCUCUGCCGUCACAUUGGUGCGAACAUGAGAUUGCGAGGCACAAACGCAAAAAGCUGAAACUGCAGACGCAUAGCAAGGACUUGGACAGCCCGGAAAAUAUUGAGAUGGAGAGGCGACGGCGCCGACGAAAGCGCACUCGCCAUACGCACGUGCACUCCCACAAGCCGAGGAAACAGCGCACACUUCUCGUCUCCGCAAUUGACGAACAAGCGAAAGUUAUCCACGUACUGGACCCAGACGAAUUGCCUCGGCGGGCACGCUACACAAUAAUGGUGACUGCUUGCCUACUGCUCUUUCUUUGCCUGUUGCUGGUUGGGGUCACGUUAAGAAUGGCACCUCUCAUAGACGACAUUGUUGACGUGACUUUGAGAUUGCAGGAAAGGGCUGCAGAAGAAGAGCGG
This is a messenger RNA of Iphiclides podalirius (scarce swallowtail), 624 nucleotides long. NCBI's taxonomy places the organism in Eukaryota, Metazoa, Arthropoda, Insecta, Lepidoptera, Papilionidae. The record is from the annotation of a GenBank genome assembly.